This is a messenger RNA of Drosophila grimshawi, 3046 nucleotides long. It is a transcript of the gene BuGZ, whose product is annotated as BUB3-interacting and GLEBS motif-containing protein ZNF207. Gene Ontology annotation, molecular function: DNA binding. Gene Ontology annotation, cellular component: nucleus. Bases 99 to 1865 code for a protein of 588 amino acids. The record is from RefSeq and is a predicted model, not a curated record. The transcript has 5 exons. NCBI's taxonomy places the organism in Eukaryota, Metazoa, Arthropoda, Insecta, Diptera, Drosophilidae.
GCUUGAAAAUUGUUUUUUUUACUCGACAAAAAGUCGAAAAUUCUGCUGUUAAACCAAACCCCUUGUCUUUCUCAAGUGUUUAAAGCGCAGUUCAUAAAAUGGGUCGCAAAAAGAAGAAGGCCUCAAAGCCCUGGUGCUGGUACUGUAAUCGUGAGUUCGAUGAUGAGAAAAUUCUGGUGCAGCACCAGAAGGCGAAACACUUCAAGUGUCAUAUAUGCCACAAAAAGUUGUACACAGGCCCAGGGCUCUCCAUACACUGUAUGCAGGUGCACAAGGAGACGGUGGACAAGGUGCCAAAUUCGCUGCCCAAUCGUUCCAACAUCGAGAUCGAAAUCUUCGGCAUGGACGGCAUUCCGGCGGAGGAUUUGCGGGAUCACGAGCGCCAAAAGAAUGGCGGCAAAUCCGAUUCGGAUGAUGAUGAACCGGCCGCCAAGAAGAAAGUUGAAUAUCCCAUGUCUGUGCCGCCACCGAUGAUGAUGCCGCCAAAUAUGAUGCCGCCGCACAUGUUGGGCCAAUAUGGCAUGGGCAUGAUGCAGCAUAUGCCGCCGUUGCCUCCAUAUCCGAUGCCAAUGAUGCCACACAUGAUGCCACCGCGACCGUUAUUCCCAUCGGCAAUGGCAACAACCUCAGCGGCAGCAGCCGUGCAUCAUCAUCAACAGCAGCUGCAACAUCAACAGCACCAACAGCAGCAACAUGCCGCUGCGAUGGCACAGCACAAACCCACGUUUCCGGCUUAUAGCAAUGCCACAAUAAGUGCACCGCCAACCACCAAUAAUGCUGGCAUCGGCGGCGGUGCGGCGUCAAACGCUGCACCCGCCUCUGCACUGGAUCCACAUACUCAGGGACGGCCACCAAAUGUGGCUGGGAAUAAUCCAGCAGCUGGUGGUGUUGGUGGUGCCAAUGGCAGCGUUGCCACCGCUCUUACCACAAAGAUCAUGCAUCCGGCAGAGGAUGCCAGUUUGGAGGAGUUGCGUGCCCGCCAGCCAAAGUAUCAGAUGCGACUGGCUGCCGCAAGGGCCGCCAAUGCAGCGGCGCUCCAAAAGCCACAAAAUAACAGCAGUAACAACAGCAAUAACAGCCCCAGCAUCAUCAGCAGCCACAAUAAUGUUAAUGCUAAUGGCGGCAAUAGUGGUGGUGGAGCUGGUGUUGGUGGUGGUGGUGGAGGUGGUAGCAGUGGCAGUGCUGCCUCAUCGAUGCCAUCAACGCCGCCACCGCCCUCACUCUCCGGCAUCUCGCCGACAUUGACGACGACGACGACGGGCAGCAGUUCUGCUGCUGCUGCUGCGGCGGCCGCGGCCGCUGCGAAUGCAAUCGCUGUGAGCACGGCGAUCUCCAAGGCACAGGAAACCGCCGCUUUGGUGGCCGUGGCGCAGGCGCACGCACAGGCAGCACAGGUCGCUCAGGUUCAGGCCGCCCAUGUCCAGCAUAUGCAGGCACAGGUGCAGGCUGCUCAGGUGGCACAAGCCGUUGCUGUCCAGCAACAGCAGCAGCAGCAGGCGCAACACCAACAACAACAGCAACAGGCGCAACAACAACAGGCACAACACCAACAACAACAACAGCAGGUGCAACAACAGGCGCAACAACAACAGCAACAGCAGGCCAAACAACUGGAGGAACUGAACCGGGCUGUGAUGAUGCAACGUUUGCAGGCGGUGCGUCAACAGGGCAAUCCGGGCGCAGCUGCUGCGGCGGCUGCUGCCGCUGGCCUGGGCAUGGUAAGUGUUAAACUUGGCCAAGUGCUGCUUGCACAGCGCUCGCCGCUGCCGCCAACAACGACAACAUCUCUCUCUUUUCCAACCUUGACUAAAAAGUUAUUCUCGAUUCUCACAACAUCGUUAUCAAAUAUUUAUAUAUAUGUAUAACGUGUGUAAUAUGAUUUAUCCAAUCAUUCAGAAUGUUUUGGGGCUAUAGGCGCUAGCAUAGCUAUAGUCUUUAUCUAUUCUUUUACUUUUGUGUAUUUCCAGUUUAGCGAUUAUCACAUCAUCAGAGUUCACUUCCUCAUUCAUUAUUACAAAGCUCAGGCAUAUUUGCUGCUUAGCAGUCAUUCAAAACUAUAGUUUCAUUAAGUGUUGUAUACGUUGGAAAGCUAGGCGACAGAAAAUCUCAAUAAUAUGUAAUUUCUGAUUAAAUAUGAAUAUGAUAACUGUGUUAUACGUUUCUCUUUUGUAUAAAAACAAUUUCUCUCUCUUACAAAACCAGAUAACUCUGUGUUAUAUAAAUAUUUUGCAUAUUGUACAAUAACUUUCCUUAAUUUAUAUAAAUUUUGCAAUGGUUGAAAACUCACCAAUUAUGAUCGUGGCAUAAUUUUAUCUAUUUUACAAAAUCGGUUUGAUUUAUAUAAAAAGAUAUGUUUUCCAUUUCUUAUGAACUUCGUAUUAUCUAUUGUAUAAAAUAUUUUCCUGAUUUUUUGUCUCGAAAAAGGUAAUUUCGUAAUUCUUAUGGAAAUUUUCGAAAUCGUGUAAAAUUACUGAAAAUUCUGAUUGUCGAACAAUUUCUAUGAUUCUGUGAUUUCUAUAAAUUAAAGUGAUUAUUUUUAAGUAUUUUAUUGAACAACUUCUAUAUAUCUGAAGGCAAUAUAAAGCACUAUUUCUAUUAUCUAUUUUGUCAGGCAAACCCAAAGUCAUGCGGUUAUAACAGUUUUCUUUUCAAAUAUCUUAAAAUAAUUUGGAGGUGCUCUUAUUUUUGGCGUCUAGUUUUCUUCGUAUACAAACCAUUUAGGAUAUUUGGGCCUAAUUAACAUGUACCUUUUAAGUAUUCCGCCUAUCCCAUAUGCACAUACAUAUUAAAAACUAGACCAGCUCUAGCACAGUGAUCACCUCUAUAAGCAUAUUAAUUAAUCUAAAUAAAAAACAACAAACCUAAAUCAAAAUUUGAAAAGAAUCUAUUGUUGCAGUAACAAAAUUAAAAGUUAACAUUACAAUUGCAGUGCAAUACAGUUGAGUGUUGAUAAACAAAAUGCCAGUUGCAGGGCCGACAAACAGUUCUAUACUACAGUAUGUAUUUUUGUACACUUCACUUUCCAUAUUAUAAAAAACAAAAAAAU